Molecule: messenger RNA, 2796 nt
Organism: Tetrahymena thermophila SB210
Lineage: Eukaryota; Ciliophora; Oligohymenophorea; Hymenostomatida; Tetrahymenidae
Product: zinc finger protein
Exons: 4
Molecular function (GO): metal ion binding
Source: RefSeq, a predicted model, not a curated record
UAAAUAGUAAAAUAAAUAAAUUAAUUAAUUAAUAAUAAUAACUAAGUAAUAAAUAGUAUCUAUCAAACUCUAUUAUCAUUUAAUUUAAUGUAGGGUAAAAAUAAUUACAGAAAAAAUACAGCUCCUUAGUAUCCAGAUGAUGAGAAGGGAGCUUACUACAGGUCUUCUGACUAAAACUCUGACCAUCCUCUCUCCAGGAUUAACUUUUGCAUGGAUUUUAUUGAAAAAACAUGCUUAAAGGGAGAUACUUGCAAAAAAAGACAUAUUUAUUAUGCUUAACUUCGUAAAGAAUUGAAAAGUAUAUAACCUCCAUACAAAAAGCAUCUUUGCUAACUUUAUGAGUAGUAGAAAAAGUGUCCUAAAUCAAAGUUCCUUUGCCUUUUUGCUCAUGGAGAAAGUGACAUAUGGAAUUCUAGGUUCCCAGAAACUAAGGCUGAAACUAUAAAUUCAACAGAAGUUGAUGAAAGAAAAAGGAAUUAAAAAAAAUAAGAGCCUUCAAGAUAAAAACCAGCCCCUUAGUAAUAAAAUGUGCAAGCACCGUUAAUAGGAAAUAAAUAAGAAGAUCUCAUUUAGCAGAUUAUAAAAAUGAAGUAAUAGUAAAUUUAAAAUAAUAAAAUUCAACCAGAUGAAGGUAAAAAGAAGAAAGAAAGUAAUGAAAAAAAACCUAAGAAUGAUAAAAAGAAAUUUAAAGAACAAAGUAUUGAACCUUAAAUUAAAGCUGUAACAAGUUCAAGGAACAAUAACAGGGAGAAAAGAAAUAUUUAACCAUAAUAAAAUGGUUUAAGAGUUCAAAACAAUUAAAGAAAUUAAGAAGUAAAUUAGAGUGCCAUCUAGAAGAGAAAUGGUUAAAGAACUAACAAAUAAGGUGUUAACCCUGAUGCCAUGACUGAUGAGCAAUUUGAUGAUUACCUCUUAUAGUUAAAGGAAGAAAUGCUUAUGAACGAGUAAGGAGAGGAUAAAGACGAUUACUCAGAUGAUAAUGAAGAUGAAGAAGAUUAAAAUGAAGGUUCAGAUGAAAUAGAUAACAACGACCAAGAUGUUUUUGAUGAUGAAAAGGAAGAAUUAAAGGACUGUGUUUAUGAUUCAAGUAGUAAUUCUGAUGAUAAAGAUAAUGAUCUUUUUAUAGAUCAUAAAAAUAAUUCUAAAAAAUAAGCUUAAAAGAAGUCUGCUUCUCCAAAAGAAGAAAAAGCAGAUAAGUCAAAUAAAAGCAAAAAUCAAAAGAAGUAAUCAAUUAAGAAAGAAGAAGAGGAGUAAGAAGAGGAAGAAAGCUGGGAAAGUGAGGAAGAUUAAGAUAAUGAAGAUGAUGACGAUGAUGAUGAAAAAGAAAAAAAGGAUUCAAACAAGGUUGCUUAGAAAUCAAAGAAUGGAAAAGAAAAUUAGAAGAACUAAAAAAAUUUGACAGACUUUAAAAAUAUUGAUUGGAAAAAUCUUGAUGAAAAUAAACUUACCAACUAGCAACUGAUGACUUUAUAUGCAACUAUUUUGUAAAACGAAAAUGAAGUAAACUCAUAAGACGAAGAAGAGAGCGACGAAAAUAAUCUUUCUAAAGAAUACAACUAAUUGGAUGAGCAAAAGCUAGAGGAAGAAAGAUAAAAGAGAAAGCAGGAAAGGGCUGAGCUAAGAAAGAAAAAGAAAGAAGAAAAAAAAUAGUAGAAGUAAUUGGAAAAAGAUAAAAAGACUGCAUACACCUAGAAACUACAAACAUAGAAAAACGACUCUCUUCCUGUUUAGUCUGCAUCAAACGGAGGCAAUACAAAUAAUUUCGCUUAAAAUAAAGACCAAUUCUUCUAAUUUGAUUAACUAGAAAUAUUUUGCUUCUGUUAUUUUAAUACUGAAUCUGAUUUGAAAAACUGGAAAGAAGCUCUUUUAGAUGUUUUUUAUGAAUUACAAAUACCCCGCAAUGCUUUGAUUAUUACAGAAGAAGAUAGAUGUGAAGGAGAAUUCGGUGUGCUAAUCAAAUUAAAAAGUUUAAGAGUUGUUUGUUUACAACUUUUGAGAAUAAAUCUUUAUAAAACUCAGAAAUUGAAAAUUCUUUUUAAGAUCGUUGCAAAUCCAGAUUCUCAAAUAUCAUUCUCUAAGCAAAUUAUAGCCACUAAAAAGCUAAAUGACUAUUCUUUUUAGGGUUAAGAUGGCUAAACAUAUAUUAUUUUUAACUCUACUAUUGAUCACUCUGAAUCUGAAAAUUUGGAGUUUAAAAACUAUGACUUUAGAAACUAUAAUGAAAAUACUCGUAAACUUGAAGAAGUAAUAACAGGUAUGCUAAAUAGAGAAGAGUUUGAAAAUGAAUAAUUCUACAAUAAAGAAUAAAUUAGUGGAAGAAUAUUCUUAGGAGUUAAAGAUGCAACUAGAUAGUUUGUAGGAAGCUGUACUACAAAUAACCAUCAUGAAUCCUUCUUCACUUUCUUAGCUAAGAGGUUGAGAGACUGUUAACCAGCUGUUAGAGCUAAUCUAUACUAAAGAGAAGAAUGCAGGCUAGUUAUUCCAGGAGAAAACGAAAAUGAAUUUUUCCCCAUCCUUGACUUGAAAAUCUUUAUAAUUAAUGUAAAUAAACCUGAAAAAAAUACCAUUUAUGCUACAUCAAGUGGUCUUUACUUCUAGAAAAUAGAAGAAGGAAACUGGCCAAUGAGCGCUUGUUCUUUAUAUGAAAAAAGACAGAAAAAUUAUAUGUCUGAAGAGAAAUUUAAAUUGGCAUUAAAAUAGUUAGACAGAAGAUAUUUCUAUGUUAUGGCUAAAAUGGCAAAUCAAAAUGCUUUAAUUCAAUCAGAUUUUAACAACAUAGACCAAUCUUAAUUUUGA